AUGAAUACUCCAAGCGACAAAAAUGUUUCGGGCCAUGAGGACGUCGAGAGCGCCUCACAGGCUGCCCUCAUUGAUUACAAGACUUUGACCUGGUGGCAAGGUGGCAUUGUCCUCGCUGCCGAGACUGUCUCACUUGGUAUUCUCUCGCUCCCUUCAGUCAUGGCCAGUGUCGGUCUGGUUCCAGGCAUCAUCCUCAUCCUCAUCAUGAGCGGACUGUCUACAUACUCGGGCCUGGUACUAGCCGAGUUCCGCGAGGAAUAUCCCCAUGUCCAGAACUUUGGAGAUGCUCUCGAGGUCAUCGGGCAGCCCAUUGGCAUGGGUGCCCUCUUCCAGGAGAUUUUCGGCUGGGCCCAGGUCAUCUUCCAGAUCAUGGUCAUGGGCAGCCACCUUCUGACCUUUACCAUAUGCAUGAACACCUUGACUAAUAGCUCUACGUGCACAAUUGUCUGGGCUGUAGUCGGCCUCGGCGUCUUUUGGGUCCUCAACCUCCCACGGACCCUCAAAUAUACCAGCUGGAUGUCUCUCGCUUCUUGCUUGUCCAUCAUUGUUGCCACUUUGAUGACCGUCGGUGAUGUCUCAGUUGGGCACUCCAUCGCCGGGAGCUGGACCAUCGCUCGAUCGCUCCCUUUCCCCACCGCAUUCCUCGGAGUCACCAACAUCGCCAUUGCAUUCUCAAGCCACUCGUGUUUUUUCAGCGUCAUUAGCGAGUUCAAAAAGCCCGAGGACUUUCCUAAAGCCAUGGCCUUGCUGCAAUUUAUUGAUACAUCCUUGUACCUGAUCGCCGCUAUUGUCAUCUACGUAUACGUUGGUGAAAAUGUGCCCUCCCCGGCGCUUUCAGCUGCCGGAAGCAAAGCCAUGCGCAAGGCGAUCUGGGGAGUGGCUAUCCCAACAAUUGUCAUCGCCGGAGUCAUCUACGGUCAUGUGGCUGCCAAGUACAUCUUCGUCCGCCUGUUCCGCAACACCAAGCAUCUAGAACGCCGGACCAGGCUCUCCACCGUGUCUUGGUGGGGUGUCACCUUCGUGAUCUGGGCUCUCUCCAUGAUCAUCGCCGAGUCCAUCCCUGUCUUCAACAGCCUGCUGGGUCUCAUCGCUGCCGCCUUCGUCAGCUGGUUCUCCUACGGCCUGCCCGGUAUCUUCUGGCUGUGGAUGCACAAGGGGGAUUGGUUCAGCAACUGGCGCCAGUCAUUGCGCUUCUGGGCUAAUGUGCUGCUGCUUGUGUCUGGUAUUAUGCUCUGCGUUCUGGGAUUGUGGGGGUCGAUCGAGGCGAUCGCGAGUGAGAAGAAGACCAAGCCUUGGGCGUGCGCGAGUAAUGCUGCCGAGUAG
Clonostachys solani is the source of this 1323-nucleotide messenger RNA. NCBI's taxonomy places the organism in Eukaryota, Fungi, Ascomycota, Sordariomycetes, Hypocreales, Bionectriaceae. The record is from the annotation of a GenBank genome assembly.